AUGCAUUCCCACUCUGAAAGACUAAACCCCCGGGAGAUCCGUCACCUGGAAUACAUUUCGCAGUUCACUUCAGACAUCCGCCAUAUUGACGAGUCACGGAAUGAGGUGGACGACGCACUAUCCAUGUCCUCUAUCGCUCACCUCCAGCUUUCACCCGAGAUCGACCUCGCUGAGAUGGUCACUGAACAGCGCCGUGUCGGUUCACCCUGUGUUGAAGAUGUUUCCAGACUCCAGCUUCAGGAGUUACCACUGACAGCUGGCAACGGCACCAUUUUAUGCGACGUAUCCACCCUUCCCAUCGUCCAUUUAAGCCACCGUCCCUCCGCUGCAAAGUUGUCUCCUCUCUGA
Spirometra erinaceieuropaei is the source of this 348-nucleotide messenger RNA. Lineage: Eukaryota; Metazoa; Platyhelminthes; Cestoda; Diphyllobothriidea; Diphyllobothriidae. The record is from the annotation of a GenBank genome assembly.